This is a messenger RNA of Pteropus alecto (black flying fox), 8157 nucleotides long. RefSeq names its product cadherin 6 (gene CDH6). The record is from RefSeq and is a predicted model, not a curated record. NCBI's taxonomy places the organism in Eukaryota, Metazoa, Chordata, Mammalia, Chiroptera, Pteropodidae. Gene Ontology annotation, cellular component: plasma membrane; catenin complex; adherens junction. Gene Ontology annotation, molecular function: cadherin binding; calcium ion binding. Bases 321 to 2693 code for a protein of 790 amino acids. The transcript has 12 exons. Gene Ontology annotation, biological process: calcium-dependent cell-cell adhesion; adherens junction organization; cell-cell junction assembly.
ACUUCAUUCACUUGCAAAUCAGUGUGUGCCCACAAGAGCCAGCUCUCCCAAGCCCCAUAACCUUCCCAUCCCAAGAGCUGCAGUUUCAGCCGCGGCAGCAAGAACCGCAGAGCAGGCAAGCACAGCGGAGGAGGCACGAGCAGCCUGAGCGGGUGGCAGGGUCUCCCCGGGAGCAGGAAGGCAAGCAGAGAUAUCCUCUGAGAGCCAAGCAAAGAGCAUUUAAGAAAGAAAGGAGGAAUGAAGCUGGAUACAGUGCAGUGAAAAAAAUCACUGGGAGAAGAGAAGUACCCACUGCCCAGGGACUGGACUGAGUCAUCAGAAUGAGAACUUACCGGUACUUCUUGCUACUCUUUUGGGUUGGUCAGCCCUACUCAACUUUCUCAACUCCAUUAUCUCAGAGGACUAGUGUUUUCCCAGCGAAGAAAAGGGCCCUGGAGCUCUCUGGGAACAGCAAGAAUGAGCUGAACCGUUCGAAAAGGAGCUGGAUGUGGAAUCAGUUCUUUCUCCUGGAGGAAUAUACUGGAUCCGAUUAUCAGUAUGUGGGCAAGUUACAUUCAGACCAGGAUAGAGGAGAUGGAUCACUUAAAUAUAUCCUUUCAGGAGAUGGAGCAGGAGAUCUCUUCAUUAUCAAUGAAAACACAGGGGAUAUACAGGCCACCAAGAGGCUGGACAGGGAAGAAAAACCUGUUUACAUCCUUCGAGCUCAAGCUAUAAACAGAAGGACAGGGAAACCUGUAGAGCCUGAGUCUGAAUUCAUCAUCAAGAUCCACGACAUCAACGACAAUGAACCAAUAUUCACCAAGGAGAUUUACACGGCCACUGUUCCUGAAAUGUCUGAUGUCGGCACAUUUGUUGUCCAAGUUACUGCAACUGAUGCUGAUGAUCCAACUUAUGGGAACAGUGCGAAGGUUGUGUAUAGUAUCCUACAGGGGCAGCCCUAUUUUUCAGUGGAAUCAGAAACAGGUAUCAUCAAGACAGCUUUGCUCAAUAUGGAUCGAGAAAACAGGGAGCAGUACCAAGUGGUGAUUCAAGCCAAGGACAUGGGCGGCCAGAUGGGAGGAUUAUCUGGGACCACGACCGUGAACAUCACGCUGACUGAUGUCAACGACAAUCCUCCCCGUUUUCCCCAGAGUACAUACCAGUUUAACACCCCUGAAUCUUCCCCACCGGGUACACCAAUCGGCAGAAUGAAAGCCAGCGAUGCCGACGUGGGAGAAAAUGCUGCAGUUGCAUACAGCCUUACCGAGGGAGAGGGGCUGGACAUGUUUGAUGUCAUCACUGAUCAAGAAACCCAGGAGGGGAUUAUAACUGUCAAAAAGCUCUUGGACUUUGAAAAGAAGAAACUGUACACCCUCAAAGUGGAAGCCUCCAACCCUCACGUCGAACCUCGCUUUCUCUACCUGGGUCCAUUUAAAGAUUCAGCCACUGUUAGAAUUAUGGUAGAAGAUGUAGAUGAGCCCCCCAUCUUCAGCAAACUGGCCUACAUCCUACAGAUAAAAGAAGAUGCUCAGAUAAAUACGACAAUAGGCUCGGUCACAGCCCAAGACCCAGAUGCUGCCAGGAAUCCUGUCAAGUAUUCUGUGGAUCGACACACAGAUAUGGACAGAAUAUUCAACAUUGAUUCUGGAAAUGGUUCCAUUUUUACAUCGAAACUUCUUGACCGAGAAACACUGCUGUGGCACAACAUUACGGUGAUAGCAACAGAGAUCAAUAAUCCAAAGCAAAGCAGCCGAGUACCUCUAUAUAUUAAAGUUCUAGAUGUCAAUGACAACGCUCCAGAAUUUGCUGAAUUCUACGAAACCUUUGUCUGUGAAAAAGCAAAAGCAGAUCAGUUGAUUCAGACCCUCCGAGCUGUUGACAAGGAUGACCCUUACAGCGGGCACCAGUUCACGUUCUCUUUGGCCCCGGAGGCAGCCAGCGGUUCAAACUUUACCAUUCAAGACAACAAAGACAACACAGCGGGAAUCUUAACGCGGAAAAAUGGCUAUAAUAGACAUGAGAUGAGCACCUAUCUCCUGCCUGUGGUCAUUUCAGACAACGACUACCCAGUCCAAAGCAGCACGGGGACAGUGACCGUCCGGGUCUGUGCAUGUGACCACCAUGGGAACAUGCAGUCCUGCCAUGCCGAGGCCCUCGUCCACCCCACGGGACUGAGCACGGGGGCUCUGAUUGCCAUCCUUCUGUGCAUCGUGACCCUACUAGUGACAGUGGUGUUGUUUGCAGCUCUGAGACGGCAACGGAAAAAAGAACCUUUGAUCAUUUCCAAAGAGGACAUCAGAGACAACAUUGUCAGUUACAACGACGAAGGUGGUGGGGAGGAGGACACCCAGGCCUUUGAUAUCGGCACCCUGAGGAAUCCUGAAGCCAUAGAGGACAGCAAACUACGCAGAGACAUUGUGCCCGAAGCCCUCUUUCUACCCCGACGGACUCCAGCAGCCCGUGAUAACACCGACGUCCGAGACUUCAUUAACCAAAGGGUAAAGGAAAAUGACACAGACCCCACGGCCCCACCCUACGACUCCUUGGCCACCUAUGCCUACGAGGGCACCGGCUCAGUGGCCGAUUCCCUGAGCUCGCUGGAGUCGGUGACCACGGAUGGAGACCAAGACUAUGAUUACCUUAGUGACUGGGGCCCUCGGUUCAAAAAGCUCGCAGAUAUGUACGGAGGGGUGGACAGUGACAAGGACCCCUAAUAUGUUGCCUUUUUCAUUUUCCAGUACGACACUGAAAUAUGUGAAGUGGCUAUUUCUUUCUAUUUAUCCACUGCUCCGUGAAGGGUUCUCUGUUCUGCCCGUUCCAAAAGUCAAUGGCUGCAGUCGUGUGGAUCCAGUGUUAGAGACUUUUUUCUAGUACACUUUUAUGAGCUUCCAAGAGGCAAAUGUUUAUUUUUUAGUGCAUCCAGUUAACCAUGUCAGCCCAACAGGCACCAUGCUGGAGGAGAAGACAGAGAGUAGUAACAUGCUCAAUUCUACUGACCUGGCCUUUUUUUGUACUACCCUCUAUUGACUCAGGUCAGCUGACUGCUCUGACUGUACAUUUCACAUGCUAAUGGGAUGAGGGAUUGUACUUUAAUGAUAAAAUAUAGUUUUCAUAAAAAAAAAUGAGGGAGGAACAACUGUGAAGUCGUUCCUGGUAUAUCAACUCACAAGGAGAUAAUGAACUAUAUAUGGGUGUGUAUGUCUGUCACAAAGAAUUUAAAAUGACAUUUGCCCAUCCUGUUUGUUCUUCAAAAACCUUUUCUAGCACCAAUGAUUAUUCAAAACAUGAAAUCCGCCUAUAUUUUAAGAUUCUCAUUCCUCUUUAGGAAUAGAAGCGAAUUAAAUGGUAACAUUCAAAAACAAUAACCAAAAAAAUAAAUAAAUAAGGCCUCAUUCCUCACCACUAACUCAUAAUUUGUUGUAUAUUAGACAUGCAAAAGUUUGCCCUUGUACCAUUCAAAUGGAAAGGGAAAAUAACUAAUAAUGCUAACAAAGGAAAUACUUAGUAUAUUUUAAAGUUUGGGCCACCAAAUGUACCACAGAUCACUUGAAAUUUUUUCAACCAUCAGGACGUUAAUUACAAAUAAGUUUAAUUAUUUAAAAGUUCUUGAAGGAACUUUUCUGAGAUACAUUUUAACUCCUUGUCUGUAGUUGUCAGUAUUAUCCUAAUAUAUACUUGAAAGUAGCAGUGUGAAGUACAAUAAUUCGUAUUCUUUAGAUACUUCUUAUAAAACUAAGUUGCAUUAGUAAAGAUAGACUAAAUAAAACGUAAAUCCCGCUCUUGGAGUUUAAUAGGGUGGUGAGGGCCAGCCACACUUGAACCUGAUACCCUAUCCUUCACAUUCAGAAACACCUAUAUAUUUAUAUAAUGUGAUAGAUAUAGACAAACAUUGAAAUUACAGCAAAAACCUGCAUAUGACAUGUUUGGAGGACACUUAGAAAGGGAAAACUUGGAUUUCCUUCAACAAAAGUGUCUCAGAUUGUAAUUAAAAUAAUAGUUGACUUUCAAAAGCAUUAAUAUUUUUUUCAUUGUUUUUAAUUUUGUUUCCAUGGCAACCCUGCCAUCCUGGUCUUUGAACUAAUGAUAAAGUAAUGGUCUCAAACUAUGACAGAAAAGUAAUGUACAAUCCAUCCAAUCUAUUAUUUCUUUAAAAAUGCAAUUAGCUUCAUAGUUAUUAUCCAGAGGACCCAACCGAACUAAACUAAUUCUUUUGUCAGGUUCAAAUCAUUUAUUUAAUACAGCCGUUCUAAUGAUUUUUAUCAUUAGAAUCUGACUUCCAAAGUACUAUAAUGAAUUCAUCCAUAUUUUGAAAACUUAAAAAAAAGGCUAUGUAUAUAUAUAUACACACACACAAUAUGUACUUAAGAAUAUGCUGACUUCAAUUAUUAGUCUUAGGGAUUUAUUUUCAAUUAAUUUUAAUUUUCUACAGGUAAUCUUAGUGUUAUUUCUACUUGGGGAUAAUGUCAUAUCAGCACAUAUUUUCCAUUUGGAAACACACUUGUUUAAUUAAGUUUUAAAUGGGUGUAUUACCCAGGAAGUAAAAAUGCCACCUUUAAAUAAGAGAAAUGCAGUGUUCGAGUUACCCAUUUAGAGUGAAAAAAUUUUACAACCAUAUUAUUUCUUGUGUUUCCUGAAUGGUUUCCUAUUUUGUAAAGGAUUUCCUUGUAUACUAACAAGUAUUUCAUGGCUUGGGUCAUUUUCUGCUUUCAGGGUUUCCUUUUGCUAGUUCUCCAUACACACACACACACACACACAGACACACACACACACACACACACGAAUGCAAACAAAAUACUACAGGAGGACUUCACUGUAAUGAAUCGAUACAUAUCAUAGUCACAGGUAAAUAUCGAAAAAAGAUAGUUUAGUGAAGUUAAUAACUAGUUAUAGCAAUAGCACAGCACCUUAAUCACAUGACUUACUGUAAAAUUAAAGAGUUCUCUAUCCUUAUGUUUCAUGUCAUGUAACAAAUUGAAUCAAGAAAGAUGGUCCUAUAAAAAGAAAGCUAUCAUCAGAAGUCUUACUUUUGAACUUUCGGUGUUAAUUGGAAUGGCUGAGGGUUGAUACUAGCAACUUCUAAUGUUCAAGGGUAAGGUUUAUUCUCUCCUCGUAAGUGAAAGUAAGUAGUUUUGUAGUGAAAUAUUUGAAAUGUCAUUGGCAGGGUAUUUUAUCCCAUCCUGAAGAUGAUAAAGUGUACCAAGAACAGGUUAUGACUAAAUAUUGAAGUGUUUCAUUUCUUACCGCAAAACUUGAUGACGAAUUGAACCUCUAAGAAAUUGGAUUAUUUGAGACUGAAGCUGAAUAUUUAGCACUAGGGUCCUGUAAGUAUUGAGGUAGAGUAAUAUUUUCCUCCAACUAAGACUCUUUGACAUCGUGGAAACAAUAAGAGCCACAGUUCCAUCAUUCUAUAAGGGUCUAACUUCCUUCCCACGAAGAUAUCAGGCAAAGGACCAGGGUCAAUAUGAGUGAUCACUGGAGAAAAAAAUUCGUUUUCAGCUCACUUUUCACAUUUUCUCUCUCAUGAUAUUAGAUGUUAGUGAUGAGAAAGAUGGAAAGGGGGAAGAGGUAAAAUUUUUCAUAUUUGCUUUAAUCACUGAGAAACUUAAAUUCAUUAAAUAUAAGCAGAUUGCUUUAAUGGGUUGUUUUCAGGACAUUUUUUCUCCUCUAUUCAAAGGGGAGAAUUUUUCUAAACCAUAAAGAUGUUCACUGGAAUAAGCCAAAAUUUUAAAAAUAUUAAGCUAUUGUGCAUAAAUUUAAAGCCCCUUCACUUCAUGGCCACUUUCUGCUGAAAGGCCUCGAAAAUAUUCGUCCCCAAAUAAAAAAUUAAAUCAAAUGGGAGAGAAGCAAAGAUGGUUCUACAGAACCAUAAGAGAGGGCAUCUGGGCACAGUAAAUAUGUUUUUUUUACAGUGCUUUCUUAGCUUUACAGUUUAGGUGCAUAAAGAGAGGUUCAGAUACAAAUUGUCUUCAUUUUCAGAUGAAAUAAAUCCUGGCAAUUCAGUUUUAACUCAGCAUAAAAAUUUUGUGGUUUAGUUAUCAUUUUCAGCUCUUAAAAAGUUGUGCAAAAGUCCUGAAAAGCUGAAUCUUUAUCUUAGACGCAUCCAAAUUUUAUGGUCUGAAUUAAAUUUAGAAUGUUUCCAUUAUUUUCAUUUUCAAGUACAUAAAUUUUAGAUGACCUGAUUUGUUGAACAAUACCUUAUAUCAAGUGUUUUGCCUUGCAAUGGGUAUUUUAUUGGAAAUAAUAAUGUAUAAACUAUGAUUGGGUAUUCCUCAAUUCUGAAUACUUGAGGAACGUGAAAAAUAUGCAGUUGAAAAGAAAGAACUGACUCCUGAAAACAAACUAAAUAUUUAAAUCAGGUAUAGCUACAUGCAUUUUCCCUAGGAACUGAACCACCAAAUAAAUUACUGUAUCUUAGUUAUUAAUUUUGAAGUAGUGAAAAUACUUUAGAAAAACGCUCUAAAAAGUCGCAAUCUCCACUCUUGAAAGGUAUCCUCUGAAAAAUCAUGUUCGUGUACUUUUAGUUUUUAUGCUUUUAUCUAGAUGAAAUCUGUUUUGAAUUGUGACAGAAUCAAAAGUCUAAGUCCACUGUGUUUACAUUAACACUACAACUCAGCCUUCUUUAUCAGAUUAUAAGAGUGGAAAGAACAAGACUUUGUGUGCGGAUGUUCAGCAAGAUUAAUUUUUCCAACAAGCAGCUUUCCUUUCCAAAGAGUACAGAAUUCCAGUACGGUCCCCUUAAAAGUUCAGCGCUGUUACAAUUGCAGCAUUUUUAAUCUUCCUUUGGUAUCUUUAUGGAAUAAUUUUAUAAAGGGAUAAUUCUCUACUAAAAUAUAUCAGACCCCAACCAUACUCAAUGUGCAGGGCAAUACUCUCUUAGAAAAGAAAUACAUGGACUCAUACUCUUGUUAAAAGUUAAUAAAGAAAUAGCUCAUUUUUAAAGCCACAAGUUUAUGGUCUCUGCAUCGUCAAUUUAAUUUAAGCAUUGCUGAGACAAUCUUUAAUCUACUCCCUGUUUUAUAAUACCUUAUUUAUGGUGCAUUUUCAUUUUUUUAAUUUGGGGGGAACAUUAGCCUGACAGAGCCAGCAGAUAAAAGUGCCGAAAAGAGGUCAAAUAGAAACGAAGCCUAUUACCAACUAUAUUUCAGACAGGACCAAGGCACUUACUGAGAGCUACUGGGUUAUUAGAUUAAUUUCAAAAGAGCUUUUACAAGUUACUUAAUUCUUUUUUUUUUUUAAGCCCAUGCACCACAAACUCAAAUUUUUCUUCAAAUGGGGUUAAUUUGACAAAUGAGGCAUGGACCCAGCGCUGUGGAAAAAGCAUUCCACUAUAAUGAGAGUUUGCUCUUUCUUGCGAGACUAUGCUAUAUAUGUAAAUAUAUCUAGAGGCACCUUCUAUAAGUUUUUAGUUUUCUAUGAUCUAUUAGUUUAGUGUUUAUUAAGGAAUUAAAUGUAUAGAAUUGCUAGGCAUUCAGGGGGAAUGCUAUGUAGCAAAAGUAAAACUGAUCUGCUUGGAAGAAAUAUAAGAACGCUUCGAAAUCACUGUACUUUUAUGUUUGUGAUUAUUUUCAUUGCUGUGAAAGUAAACCACGUAAAAAUAGGCCUUCUAAUACAUGCUACAUGUGUCUUCAGUCAUACCAAGCUAAGGCCAUUUGGCAUUCUCCUACUGUGAUUUGUGAUUUUAAACUCAAAAAAAUAAAAGCUUCUGGGUAUCGAUUGUUUUCAAUUAAAAAUACUCCCAAGUAUAAAUUGAAGCUGAUGUCACCCCUGGAAAUUUACUGGUUGGAGUGCUCAGUUCAUGUCAUUUUUCUCACUAUUGCUUGUGUCUUUGGCAAUAAGAACACCUGAUGAAAACCAUCAUUGCUCAGCUUUCAUCAACAUUUCUAGCUAGGGAGAUUUUUAUAACUUCACAAUUUAUAUGAGAAAGUUUCCUGUACUAGAAGAAAGGGGUUGAGACAAUUACCUUUCAGCUCAGUGUGGCCAGGCCUUUUACUGUAGUCCUAUGGCAAAUAUACACUCCUUGAAAUGGCUUCUUUUAUUUCCCUUUGUUUUCUUAGAAGUAUAAAUUUGAAAAGAAUGCAAUUUAAAAAGUGAUUUCUCACAAAGAGUAAAUAUGCCUUUUGCAAAUCAAUUUUUGUAACAAGUUAUUUAUAUGAUAUUACUUAAUAAACUGGUUUUUUU